AUGCUGGCACCACUGGCUCUACUGGCCUAUUUGGUACAGCCAAUCUCCGCACAAGACCAGCACGGGUGGCAAUGCGAUGUGAGAGCAUGGACCAGAGCUCCAGAUUUAUAUCCUGGAGGGACAGUCCCCGGCGAAGCGAGAUUGACUCUCAACGGGACUGAGUGUUAUCAAGUGGAAAGUUGGACUCUUGGACUUCGCAUGGCCGAAAGAGUCAUACUGAAAAGGCGAGCUGCCGGGUCUGCAGAACUGCCAACCAAACCAUCGACGUCGUGCGACGGAUUCCAAUGCAUCCAUGCUGAACAAGAUUGGAAUGACAUCUUCCGGUCAGCUGAUUCCGAACUCCUCUGGCAACCGGAAUUCCACGAUCCAGUCUACUAUAGUGCGGUCAUGGAGUAUGGCGAGUACCGAUGCCUGACAAUUCGUCAACUGCUGACUGCCCUUGCAGAAAAGAACCUGAGGAAUCAGAGUCUGUGGAACGUCACGGGUCUUGAGAGGGAGAUCUUUGACCUUCAUCUUGCCCUGCCUUUCGAACAUGAAUUGUCUGGUGAUGUCAACCUCGACGUCGUGCAGCCGUUCGUAGUUCAUGUUCCAUAUACCAAUUUUCCUCCUUCUCAACGAUAUGAGAGGAUUUUUGAGCACCGAGGAUAUGAUCAGCAGGUCUACGCCUCAGAAUCUGAAUUCAUCUACUACCACAAUCUGACAUUAACCAACGGCUCAUCGUUGAUGAUUCCUGCCGGUAUCACUGCGUUCUUGCCGGCUCCCGCGCCUGUUUCGAUGCCUGCCUCGCAUGUGGCCGAAAACAUGCGGAGCGCAUCAGACAGCGAGUCUGUCAUACUGCGGUCUCCCUUCGGAGAAGUUUCAGAACGCGCCAUUGACUUCGGAAGGAUGGAAUACGGUCGACCUCGACCUGCCUGUGAUGCAGGCAAUAUCUCGCACUUCGAAGUCUCAAUUUCGGCUCAAACCGUUCCUGUUCAAGGCCGCAAUGUGACCUUGGCCAUAUCUGUCGUCAAAGUCGGAAAUGGUUCCGAAUACCCGAUCUCUUUGGAUGUGCAGCCUGCCAUAGACCAUCAGAUGGAAUGGCUAGGAGGUCAGUUCGAGGAUGAAGAUCACUAUCGAGCUUUUUUGGCUGGUGACGGAGAUGGACUUAAUGUCAGAGAACCCCGUUCCUGGAAUGCGAAAAUGUUGAUGGUCAAACCUGAUUGGGUGCUUGAAGAGGAACGCCGUAAACGACAGGACCGCCGGGCCUGUCCUUGGAGUUUCGGUCCUACACCUGCAGCUCUGGCGAGCCACAGCUUGGAGAACAUCAGUCAGUCAGACGAGGGUGCCUGGCGAUUCGAACUCCAAUUUCCAAUACCACACGAUACCAUGCCGACUUUUAGUCGGACAUUUGAUAAUUUGCGAUCGAUGCUUGCCAUCACACUCACCACCCGCUUCGGAUGUGAAGACCAAGAGACGAGUGCGAUGAAGAAUCCCAACUGGCCGCCCCAUGAGAAUCAAGCGCUAUCGGAUUUAGACGACGAUUGGCUCCAGUACGAGCUGCCGCCGCUCACUUCACAGGACGAAGACACCUCUGACAGCUUCAGGCAGACGUAUCGGCACCGGGCCAGCGUACCUUUGGAUGUUGUUCGGGCGAAUGACGAAUCGAUUCCAGUCAGCGCCCAUAUCAAGCAUUAUUCCGAUCCCAUCGCUCAAGCACCGGUGCUGGCUCUCUCGCCUGUUGUGAAUCCUUCAUUCGGACCCGUCAAUCAUGUCAAACGGCGUGAAAGCGCGCAAGAGCUGCGCAUUGGUCGUUACGAUCAUCGCCCCCGGCUUAGAUUUGGAUGGUGUCGAUCGGAUCCCAGUCACCCCCUCUGCUGGGACUCGAAUCUAGGCGGCCUAGACAUGCAUGCCGGUAUGGUAUGGCGGACGAAGGAGGCGAGAAUUGAGGAGCAGCGAGAGGCAGGCAAGGUGAACACGGCGUUUGUAGUCCAGACUUAG
Messenger RNA from Kockovaella imperatae, 1977 nucleotides. RefSeq lists its product as hypothetical. Bases 1 to 1977 code for a protein of 658 amino acids. The record is from RefSeq and is a predicted model, not a curated record. The transcript is spliced from 8 exons. NCBI's taxonomy places the organism in Eukaryota, Fungi, Basidiomycota, Tremellomycetes, Tremellales, Cuniculitremaceae.